UACAGUAAACAAAAUUGUCAAGGACGGUUAUCAUACAAGUUUAAUUUUACUCCGAUUUCGCACAAAAAUGUGUUCAAUCGAUUGUGAUAGUGUUCAGUGAAUAUUAUUUGAACGUGUUAAAAUAAUUUUUGCAGUAUUUAGAGCUAUUUAAUGAAGUGCGACAAGCGAGUUUGACAGCCAUCUCCGAUCCUAACCUCAAAAUCUGCGGUUGACUCAUUUGGUACUUGACACUUGACGGUGCCUCACCUAUUUUUCAAAGUGGAUAAACAUACGUGGCAGUUUUUAUCUAAAAAGCUCUCUCUAAAUACUUCACGAGUAGGUUUAUGGUAUUAUGCAUGAGAAGAGAAAGAAGUUAAGUCAUAUGCGUGCCUUAAUUCUUGUCGGGGGUUAUGGAACGAGACUUCGUCCAUUAACCCUCAGUCGUCCAAAACCACUCGUUGAGUUUGCAAAUAAGCCAAUGUUGUUGCAUCAAAUCGAGGCUUUGGUUGAGAUAAAUGUAACCGAAGUUAUAUUAGCCGUAUCAUAUCGCGCUGAGCAAAUGGAAAAAGAAUUGGAACAAGAAGCAGUAAAAUUGGGAAUUAAUUUAAUAUUCUCGCACGAGGCAGAACCUUUGGGAACAGCAGGACCAUUGGCACUUGCAGCUGAAAUUCUUCGAAGUGGAGAUGAACCUUUCUUUGUUUUGAACUCAGACGUAAUUUGUGAUUUUCCAUUUAAACAGCUACUUCAAUUUCACAAAAAUCAUGGUCGAGAAGGCACGAUUGUCGUCACCAAAGUCGAGGAACCGUCCAAAUAUGGAGUUGUUAUUUACGAUGAACAUGGCAAAAUUGACCGUUUCAUUGAGAAACCAAAAGAAUUUGUUUCGAAUAAAAUAAACGCAGGUUUAUACAUUUUCAAUCCAAGUAUUUUGGAUAGGAUAGAACUUCGGAACAUGAGCAUCGAAAAAGAAGUAUUUCCAAAUAUGGCUAGCGAUGGUGAAUUAUAUGCUAUGGAUUUGGUAGGAUUCUGGAUGGAUGUAGGUCAGCCUAAAGAUUUUCUAACUGGAAUGUGCUUGUACCUCACAUCAUUGAGCCAGAAAUCACCUGAAAAAUUACACUCUGGUCCCGGAAUAAUUGGUAACGUUAUGAUUGAUCCAACUGCCAAAAUUGGAAAGGAUUGCCGAAUCGGUCCUAAUGUUACCAUAGGUCCUGGAGUGACAAUAUCCGAUGGAUGUUGCGUAAAAAAAUCAACUAUUCUUGCAUCUGCAAUUAUCAAAGAACACGCGUGGUUGGAAGGGUGUAUAAUAGGAUGGAAGAGCGUUGUUGGUAGAUGGGUGAGAAUGGAAGGAACGACCGUUUUGGGCGAAGAUGUUAUCGUAAAGGAUGAAUUAUACAUCAACGGUGGUCAAGUAUUACCGCAUAAAAGUAUCGCUGCCUCAGUACCAGAACCCCAAAUUAUAAUGUGAAGAAUUUAGAACAAUGUAAUGUACUCAAAAAUGUACUCAAUUUUAUUGGUUAAAGGUUUUUAUGCCUUGUGCAAUAUGUUUGUAAAUAUUUUAUAAUAUUUAUGAAAUAUUUCAAUAUUAAACAUUUUUAAUUAAGAUUAACUUGCUGUUCAAGUGGAAAUUAGCUUCCCCUUGUUUUCUCUUUGCUCUCUUAGAUUGAAGUUCAGGCGCAGAAUUUUAUUUGAAACAUUACAGAUAUUUAUAAAAAGUCAAAAUUAUUUUUAUUUCAUUCUAACAGUAUAACAUGAAAACUACUGUUUUUGCUAUGAAUAUAUACAAAAUAAACAAAUGUUCUUAAGCCAAA
This is a messenger RNA of Belonocnema kinseyi, 1784 nucleotides long. RefSeq names its product mannose-1-phosphate guanyltransferase beta (gene Gmppb). The record is from RefSeq and is a predicted model, not a curated record. Gene Ontology annotation, biological process: GDP-mannose biosynthetic process; cell wall mannoprotein biosynthetic process. Gene Ontology annotation, molecular function: mannose-1-phosphate guanylyltransferase (GTP) activity; GTP binding. The transcript has 6 exons. The coding region runs from base 332 to 1441 and encodes 369 amino acids. Gene Ontology annotation, cellular component: cytoplasm. NCBI's taxonomy places the organism in Eukaryota, Metazoa, Arthropoda, Insecta, Hymenoptera, Cynipidae.